AAUAACUGUGGCGCCACGUAUGCAGGAGUUCGGAUUCACAGAAUGAGAAAGAAACGUAGUUUAGUACAGUAUUGCUGCGUAUAGGUGUACGAAUGAUCAGUGCAUUUAGAGAACCCCCACAAGCGACCUUUACUUGGGUGUAAACUAAGGCUUGGAUAGUUAAAACAAAAAUAAAUUGCAAAGUUGGUAGUGGUUCUAACGGAAGUUAACUACGGUUCGCUCAAAAGCAAACCAAGGUAGUCAAGAAGUUUGCAAAACGGUGGAGAAGAUGAGUCAAACCGAUAAAGAUCAACAAGAAGUCCCUUCAUAUCUUGGUGAUGAACCAUCAGAAGAUUCUAAUAAAGAUCACCCACAACUUCAGCCAGGAAUAUUUUCCCGUGUUACUGGGGGGAUCUUCAGUGUGACAAAGGGAGCCGUUGGGGCCACAAUAGGAGGUGUUACUUGGAUUGGAGGCAAGAGCUAUGAGGUGACCAAGACAGCCGUGACAUCUGUGACAUCGGUGCCGGCCAUGGGAGCCGGGCUUGUGAAAGGGGGCGUCUCUGCAGUGGCUGGUGGGGUGUCAGCAGUGGGCUCUGCUGUGGCUAAUAAAGUACAUCUAACUGGCAAGAAGAAAGACAAGUCUGACUGAAGGAGGAACAACAUGAAAUUGAUGCAGCAACAUUUUUCAGGGCCUUUGGGGAGGCGAGAUUAUUAUUAUUAUUAUAUUUAUAUUUAUUAUUAUUAUUAUAUUUUUUUUUUUUUUUUUUUUUUUUUUUCAACAGAAACAGCUGUGGCAAAAACUGUCAGAAGAAAUUGGGGUAAAAAAAAAGCCAUAUGUUUCAGGACACUUUAAACAUACAGAAUGGCUGUGCUAAGAUAAACCAGCCAUUUCAACUCACGGGAGGCCAAGUGACUGUAUGUAAUUUCCAGAUAGUGCUGUUCUGUUAAGGGCACAGUCUUAAAGAUGUGUAUUAUUAUGAUAAAAUGAUUAUUGUUACAAUUUUCAGAUAAUUUGUUGAAGAAAACGAAAAACAUUUGUAGUGUCAUCUGUGUAUUUGCUUAACACGUGCCAGACUUUUUGCUGUCCAGAAAAAAAUGAACAGAAAAUAAAAAAGAUAGCAUUAUAGUGUAAAUGUACGUACUUUCAUAUAUCUAUGCAAAGUGUUUCAAAGUUUUCAUGCAAUUUAGAAGUGUUUGCCUAACUCCAUGCUUGCAAAUCAUCAUGCUCAUUAAUUCAUAGUUGGUGUAUAUUUUCAAGGAACAGUGUGGUAUAAAAAUCUGUAACUGCUUUUUGUUCCUGCACCAUUAUGAAGCUGAAAACUAAAUUUCAGAUCAAUUCAGUAAGUUAUUGGGAAGUCAUAAGUCACAGGCUUUCAUAGCAACAUAUUUAGUAUAAUAAAUCAAAAUGACCUGGUGGUUAGAGCUAAAGGACUGGGAGCUUGUUUUUAUUCACUGCCUUACUCUGUGACCUUAAGAGUCCCAUUAUAACUUUUUUUUUUUUCAACUGUAGAUGAUAAACGAAGGUCAAACAUGUACUAAUUUGUUUUUCUUGAAGCACUCUCAUUCAGUACUCAUGUUUUUGAUUGUUAUUCUGACGGUGGAUUUAAAAGUACUUGUCUGAUGGCCUACACUGUACAAUACUGGUGACAUUGAAGAAAUGUCACCCUCACCACUUUGAAGAUACAGCACAAAUCACAAUAGCUGUACAUACCAUAGUUUUGACAAUGUAAAGAAAAAUGUCAAAUGUACCCACUGCAAUUACAAGUUCAGUAGCUGUCAAUAUCAAUGAGUGUUUUCGUGCAAUUUAGUAUUGGUAUUCCAUUCCAUAUAUAUAUACUUUUUUUUUUUUCCUUGUGAUGUAUGAAUAAAUUGCAUGUAUUCCUUUUUCUAAA
Polyodon spathula (Mississippi paddlefish) is the source of this 1871-nucleotide messenger RNA. Its product is annotated as transmembrane protein 263-like. The coding region runs from base 269 to 628 and encodes 119 amino acids. Lineage: Eukaryota; Metazoa; Chordata; Actinopteri; Acipenseriformes; Polyodontidae. The transcript has 3 exons. The record is from RefSeq and is a predicted model, not a curated record.